Messenger RNA from Priceomyces carsonii, 1320 nucleotides. RefSeq lists its product as uncharacterized. NCBI's taxonomy places the organism in Eukaryota, Fungi, Ascomycota, Pichiomycetes, Serinales, Debaryomycetaceae. The coding region runs from base 1 to 1320 and encodes 439 amino acids. The record is from RefSeq and is a predicted model, not a curated record. The transcript has a single exon.
AUGCCUCCAAGUGAUAGUAAUGAUAAUUUUCAUAGAUUUGAUUCUUCCUAUUUACUGAAGUUACCGCUUUUGCCUACAAAUGAGUUAAAUAAGAUUGAGCAGGACUUGGCGGAUGAAUUCAAGAGUGCGAGCAAGGAAUAUGUUAUCUCCAGGUUGUCAAGGAUUAACCAUGUAUUAGAUGAACUCAAUUAUCACAUAAGAGUCUUUACGGAGAAUGAUUUAAACUGGUCAAGAAUAUACAACUUUGAGAUUGAGACGAUCAGUAACAUGAAAACGAAUACCGAAGACUAUAUUCUCUUAGAUACGGGUCUAAUAAGGAGUAAGCGAGAAGUUAUAACUGAUUUAGUAGACUAUGAGGAGGAAUUUAGAGAGAUUAUUAAGAACUUACAAAGUCCGCUAGAAUUUGAUCGCCAUUUUAUCAAGGGAAAUGCUAAUGAGAAUAAUAUACCUUUUGCAGCUCAGUUUGACAAGAUUUUAGAUCCUUUCAAAAAAGACUUAGAAAUAUCACUGAAUGAAAUGCACUACCAAAAUAACCUUGUUUCAUUAGAUUCAAAGAGAAAUGCAAUGAUUAUAUGGAAACAAUAUUAUCAAAAUCUUUUGAAUGGUAAAAGGGAGCUAAUCGACAGAACAUACCUGGAACUCAACGAAUUAUACAAAGAAUAUUACGAAAUAAAUGCUAAUGAAAUGAAUUGUUUGGCCUGGAAGCGUUACUAUCGCUCAUUGGUUAGUCCAACGGAUUUAAAGAGAGUUUACGAAGAACAAAAUCAGCAUCCUUUAGAUGGAAAAACCAGUCACGAUAGCUACUAUUACAUUGACAAUAUAUAUUAUCCUAAGAACAAGGUCGAAUUGACUGACGCUAAAUAUAGAGAUUUGGAGAGCUUAAAAACAUUUGAGGUGGAGCAAAAAAGAAAUUAUCAAAACAACGACCAAUGUUUAAGGUUGGAUUCUUGCUCAGGCUUGAAUAAUGAUGAAAUUGAAAGUGACUUAAAACUAUUGAGAAGUGAUGAUCUCAGUGAGACAGUGCCCACAGAAGCCUCUCCCUUAGAUCCAAUGGAACUGAGCCCUGCAGAACCCAUUGAUAAAUAUGGAUCAGAAUAUGAUAAAAAAAAUAGCGAGCAUGACGUAACCUUUCGAAGGAAGUAUAGGCGUUUGCUUGAAGUUUCUUCUCGUUCAGGAUAUUCAUCUAUUCCAAGUUUCAAUUCAUCUUCAACUGUCACGUAUCCGAACAACCCAGCAACAUCUGGAAGACAAUUGAAACCAUUCGUAUUGCCUGAAAUACCUCCUAUUGAGAGAUUUCAAAAUUUCAACAGAAGAGAAUAA